AUGCGUCACGGGUUUUUUAUUGACCCCACUUUAUUAAUAUUGUUAUUGUUUCGAUGGACCCAAUGUCAAAUAACGGAUUCACACGAGGCAUCGCAGCCCAGUGUCGGAGCGCUUCUGGAUGUGAAUUCGACAAGUGACAAUGAAAUACUAAUAAGCUAUCUGGCAGCAGUAUCACGUCUAGAUGAGCCACCAGAAGAGUUCAUGAAAGCCAUUAGCAUAGCUCGGACACGGGCUUCGGAUUCUUCAUCAUCGUCAUCACCAUUUCAUGACGAACGCUUCAAGCAGAUCUAUACAAUGUUUAAUUGUUUCAGUACAGAUUUUGACGGGUCAAUGAUCUCUGGAGCUUUGCAUGUGGCUGUCAAUGAAAUCAAUGCCAACCCAGAUCUUUUACCUAAUCAUCGUCUUAACUACAUUUUCGACAACACAUGUGGUAAAGAGCGGCAAAGUACACAGUAUUUCAUGGAUCAUUGGAAAAUGGGCGCUCGAGUGUUCAUCGGUCCAGAAAUGAACUGUCGAACUGAGGCAACGAUGGCGGCUGCACAAAAUUUGCCGAUUAUCAGCUACAAAUGCAAGGACCAAACAGUAUCUGAUAAGAAAAAGUCAGCUUUCUUUCUCAUUAUUGUUUGA
Molecule: messenger RNA, 627 nt
Organism: Cooperia oncophora
Lineage: Eukaryota; Metazoa; Nematoda; Chromadorea; Rhabditida; Trichostrongylidae
Source: the annotation of a GenBank genome assembly